Purpureocillium takamizusanense is the source of this 1780-nucleotide messenger RNA. It is a transcript of the gene STS1, whose product is annotated as Tethering factor for nuclear proteasome sts1. NCBI's taxonomy places the organism in Eukaryota, Fungi, Ascomycota, Sordariomycetes, Hypocreales, Ophiocordycipitaceae. The transcript has 2 exons. The record is from RefSeq and is a predicted model, not a curated record. The coding region runs from base 530 to 1429 and encodes 299 amino acids. Gene Ontology annotation, cellular component: nucleus. Gene Ontology annotation, biological process: nuclear protein quality control by the ubiquitin-proteasome system; proteasome localization.
CUCCCAUUUCACUCUCCCUCGGCCACCCUCUACCUAACGCAACGCAACGCAGCAUAGCGCUACGGCCGCAUCGCAUCGCAUCACAUCGCAUCCCAACGCAACGCAGCACUGCGCAGCGACGCAACAUUGCUUGCGCGGACCAGCUCCACCACUCGGCCGCGGCCAAGACCGGCUCUCCACCCCCCCAUCCAGACGCUUUUUCCCCCCCCGACCCUUGUUUGGCCCCGGGCGGGCGCCCGACCCGGCCAUCGUUUACGCCUGUUGCUCUCGCCUGGCUUCUGACCGCCUCCGCCUCUGUUUUCCCUCCUCCAUCUCCCUUUGCCUCACAACAACACUCACCCCUCCACACCGGGCCGCUGCAGCCGUUGCCCUGCGGCCGCGACAUCCUAGCGAUACGGAUCUUACCGUCGCGGCCGAUUUGUUUUUUCAUCCAGACCUCCUCUCCCGUCGCUGCCCGCCUCAUCUGCCGCAUCCCGAUUUCGAGUCCCGUGCCGAACUCUCAGCCUCGCACGUCGGCCAUCUCUCCACGAUGAAUCUGCUCUUAUCGCCACAGCCGCCCGUCUUUCCUCACCAGUACGAAAACCAUCGUCUUUCUCCUCAACGAUCCGUCUCCCCUUUGCCCGGCAUGGCCAACCGCAAACGAAAAGCCGACGAAGAUGGUGACGAGACUAUGUCACCCAUGUCGUCUCCCGCCGUCGCCUCCAGGACACUUGCCCGCCCCUCCAAAAAGGCCCGAGCAAACGAACUCAUCGGCCGUCCCUUACCGCUGCCUCGUCUUCUUGAGACCCUCGACACCGAACAGCUGCGCACAGUCCUGGAACGUAUCUGCGAACGCCAUCCAAAUAUCGGUCAGGAGGUCGUCUCCGAAGCUCCUCGGGUUACUGCCGGAGCGGCGCUGAGUGUUCUCCGCGAGUACCAGGACAAGCUCAAGGCCGCCAUACCGUACGGUGAAUCCAGCCCCGAGUACACGUACUACCGCAUCCGAGACGCCCUGGUCGCCCUCCUCGAGGCACUGUCAGCAUUCACACCGCAGUUUCUGCCACCAGCCGAGAUGCAGGUAGCUAAGUCGCUCCUGUUUCUGGACGGUGCCACCAAGCUUGUUCACGACUUGCCGAAUUGGGAAGCGCAAGCGUAUCGUCAUCACAAGGAGAACGCAUACGAAGAACUCUCAAGGGCAUGGGCUCUCGUCGUCAACGAGGCCGGAAAGAGAGGCGGCGGCAUCACGCUGAGUUCCGGUGGCUGGGACCAACGACUCGCUCGACACAACGAAGAGUCAGGCGGACGGUUGGCGACGGCCGUUUCAGCAAUGGGCGACAACGUCGGAUGGAUGGCCACAAACCAGCCUGCCAAUUCUGGGGAGCAAAACUCGAUCCUGAAUCAGUUGAUGUCGGGCACCUAUGGUUCCCCCGUCCGCGUCGGACCGUGGUAGAGCCCUCGGGGCCGAUAAGAACGGCGACUCCCUGCAUUCCUGUCUCGACCGCUAUACCACUAAACAUGUGACGACACUUGACGACUUUUCUUUCUCUUGCAUUCUACGACGGCAUAGACACGGGCGCUCUUGUUUGCACUGCAGGACGGGGUGGCGUUUACUCGCGUUUUUUUCAUUUCCUCUGCCAGCCACACAUUUGUGACGGGAAUUUUGUGAGGGAAUUCAUCGGGACAGCUUGUCGCUGUGGGCCUCUGCCGGUCCCUUCUGUAUGUAUAUAGCGUGCUGCAUGUGAAGCACGCAGCAAACACGGAAUCGUGCCAGCGAAUCCAGUUCUCUUUUGUAACAAGAUUU